AUGUGAAGAGCUGGCGAGGACCGGCCGCGGUCAUGGAGAGCGGCCGCCUCCGCCCGCGCGGGACUCGGAGCCCUCCCCGCGCCCUGGGCAAGCCUGGCUGCUGAGGCGGCGCGUAUGGCGGAGCCCCUGCGGAGGAGAGCGUUCGGCCCGCUCCGGGAGUUGCGCGGUCCCGGGGCGAUCGCUCUGCACGCGGACACCGUGGUGGCCUCGCGCUCCGAGGGACGCUCGCCACUCCGCGAGCCCCUGGGCCCCCGUAUGGAGCAUCCCUCCUGGGAGACCGGGGCGCGCCCCGAGCCGUCAAGCGCGCGGGUCCCAUGGUCUCGCGGGGCACAGGAGGCCGCCGCUCCCAGCCGAGCGCUUGUUCGCGCCUCCCCGGGCACCGAGGGCAGCGGCGAAGACGGGGAGGACGAGGGCGCCGACUACUACGAGAACCUGCCCUCGGGCAGCGCGCCCGAAGGGGCGGAGGUGCUGCAGGCCUCGCCUUCCCCCGCGGCGGGCUCCUCCCCGGGGAUGGAGGGCGGCCUCCUGGAGACCGGCAGGCUGCAGACCCAGUUGCGAGAGGCCUAUUAUCUGCUGAUCCAGGCCAUGCACGACCUGCCCCCUGACUCGGGCACGCGGCGGGGCGGACCCGCGGGAGCCCGGGCUCAGGGCCAGCAGCCGCCUCUCCCCCGCGGCGCAGCCGUGCGCCUAGCCUGCAGCCCCCGAGGCGGCGACCGCCCUCCGCGGCAGGUGUCCCCGCCCAGAUCGCCUCUGAGGGAGUCCCGGGUAGGACUGCCGGCCAGUCCUCGGACGCGGCUGUCCAGCUGCAGAAGUCUCGAGAGCCUCCGCGUGAGUCCCCAGCCACCUCUGCUCCAGCGGUGGGCGAGCGACAGCUGGAUCAGGUGCGGUGCGCAAAGGGACAGGGACGAGCCCCCGCCACGUGAAGGUGGGAUGGACGGCUGGGGCCGGGGCAGCCACCGGGCUGCUGCGUCCGUCGCCCUGCUGCCUCCCAUCUGCCAGGACUCGGGCCGGUCCUCCGAACGUCCUUUUAGGGAUUCUGCGGGGACCUCUGUGUUAUCCAGCAGCCAAGAAGACCGUCCCGAGGAGCCCGCCCUCCUCAAGCCACCUGCGGUGACAGUCAAGAAACUACAGAAGUGGAUGUACAAAGGACGCCUCCUGUCCCUGGGGAUGAAGGGUCGCGCUCGUGAGGCAGCACCCAAAGUUCCCGGAGCGCAGGCAACCUCUCCAAAUUUGGGCAGUUGGAAAGUGCAUGAAAACCACGUCCUCUCGGUGACAGCGGACCAAAGAAUCACACUGACAGCAGACUUAUUUGAAAACGUCUACGGGUCUCCACUGAAGAAAAGAGAGCCUGAAGAUGCAAAGGACACGGCUUCGCUUAGAGGCCACCGGCCCCUUAACAACAUCACUGUUUCCAAGAAACGCAACUGGCUGUAUCAGAGCACUCUGAGAUCCCAGAGUCUGGAAGAGAGUAAGCGAUGCCAAGACAGAACUUACUUCUCCCUCUCCCCAGUGUCUCCACCCAGGCAUCAGCUAUGGCAGCCUUUCUGUAAGUCCCCUGAGGGCCACUGUACACACGCGGUGUGUAAUGCUGCCAGCUCUCCCUUAUCAAGAGACUGCUCUCUGGACUUUAGUGAGGACAAUGAUGCUGAUGAUGAAGGAGAAAUCUGGUACAAUCCCAUCCCCGAGGAUGACGACCUUGGCAUAGCAAGCGUCCUGAGUCUGGAGGAGGCAAACACGGCUGGCCUGAAGCUCCCUGCUCUCAGUGUGAGCGUGCUGUCUGCUAGAGACCUGAUGAAGGCUGAGUCUCACAGUGAAGAGUUGCUGUGUCCUUCCCAACACACAGGGGAUGUCCAGGCUGCACAUUCAAAUGGAAUUAAUUCUGUAGAUUCCACUCAUUCUACAGAAGUUACGCAGCAGGGCAAGCAGAGGUUGGGACACAGGACACAAGAAGGUGUGACGGCAGAGGACAGCCCUGUGUUGAAAUCUGCUUUUACAGGUCCUGGGAUCUUAGUUUCUACACAUAGGACUGAACUCAGAGCUAUGGAGCCGUCUUUUCCAAGCCCCAGCCCUGUGAAGAAAGGCAGCUCAAUUACUUGGUCUUUGCCAGAUAAAAUAAAAUCUCCACGUACUGUGAGGAAACUUUCUAUGAAAAUGAAGCGGUUGCCAGAAUUCAGCCGAAAGCUGGGUGCCCGGGGAGCCUCGCACCACGUCAACAGUCCAGAUAGUUCCCCUUCGCUGUCUAAGUGUAGCUGUCGAGAAAUUCCUCAUAGUGUUAUUCUGCCUUCCGGGAACCCGACCAGGAACGUGAUAAGCCGCUACCAUCUUGAUACCACUGUGUCUUCUCAGCACAGCCACCAAAAGAAAGUCCCCAGGAGCUCAAAGUACUCCUGCAAGGGCGGCUACCUCAGCGAUGGAGACUCGCCGGAACUGCGAGCCAAGUCCGGCAAGCACGGAGCCGAGCACAAAGUGUGGAAGGGGCGAGAACCGGUUCCAAGCAGUUGUAGCAAGGGUGAUAUAGACACAGAUGCCUUCAGACAUUACAGCUUUGCGGACCAAGCCAGGUGCUCCCAGUACAUAUCCGGGCUCCUGAGUGUGCACUUCUACGGCGCAGAGGGGUUAAAGCCCCCCCGGAUAGACUCUAAAGACGUCUUCUGUGCAAUUCAGGUAGACUCGGUGAACAAAGCCAGAACGGCGCUGCUCACCUGCCGCACGACGUUUCUGGACAUGGACCACACUUUCAACAUUGAGAUUGAAAACGCACAACACUUGAAGCUGGUGGUGUUCAGCUGGGAGCCCACGCCGAGGAGGAACCGAGUAUGCUGCCACGGCACAGUUGUACUGCCCACUUUAUUCAGAGGGGCAAAAACACACCAGCUGGCCGUCAAGCUCGAACCCAGAGGACUUAUCUAUGUCAAGCUGACCCUCAUGGAACAGUGGGAGAAUUCUCUCCACGGCCUGGAUAAAAACCGAGAAUCUGUAAUGUUUGGUGUGGACAUUCAGAAAGUUGUAGAAAAAGAAAACGUAGGCUCGAUGGUGCCGCUGCUGAUACAGAAAUGCAUCGUGGAGAUUGAAAAGAGAGGUUGUCAGGUUGUAGGCCUGUAUCGAUUGUGUGGUUCAGCAGCUGUCAAGAAAGAGCUUCGAGAGGCUUUUGAGAAGGAUAGCAAAACUGUUGGUCUGUGUGAAAACCAGUACCCAGAUAUAAAUGUAAUAACAGGUGUUCUUAAGGACUAUCUAAGAGAACUUCCUUCCCCACUAAUAACAAAGCAGCUGUAUGAGGCUGUGUUAGAUGCAAUGGUGAAAAGUCCUUUGAAAAUGUCAUUAAGUGGUUGUGAGAAUGAGUCCAGUGACUCCAAGCUCACUGUUGACCUAUUGAACUGCCUGCCGGACGUUGAGAAGGCAACCCUCAAGAUGCUGUUAGAUCAUCUGAAGUUGGUGGCCUCUCACCACGAGGUGAAUAAGAUGACCUGUCAGAACCUGGCUGUGUGCUUUGGGCCCGUGUUGCUUAACCAGAGGCAGGAGACCUCCACCCACAACAGAGUCUUCACCGAUUCCGAAGAGCUCGCAAAUGCUUUGGAUUUUAAAAAACACAUCGAGGUUCUUCAUUACUUGCUCCAGCUCUGGCCAGUGCAACGUUUAACUGUCAAAGGACCCACUGACAGUUCGUGCCUGGAGCAGCCAUCUUCUUUGAAUUAUCUGAGGCGAAAGAAAGAGCGACGGUGUGUGUUAGAUCUGAGCAGUGUGGCUUCCUCAGGGGUGCUGAGGCCAAGGCAGGUCAGGCUAGACAGUCCACUCAGCAACCGCUACGCAGGGGACUGGAGUGGCUGCGGGGAGGAGUACUUUUUAAAUACAAAAGAACAUUUCAAGGAUUUGGAUUACGAAGAUGUUCCCUUAGAAAACAGAGAAAAUAGAGACUAUAGCAAAAUGGAUGGAGCGGAAGUCACGAUUGAGCAGCAGAUCCCCAUGCCCAGAGGGUGCACGUUUCAGACGUACUUGACCGUGGAGACGCUUGAAUCUACAGUGGAUCAGAAAGCCAACCUCAGAGAUCUUCAAGAAAGUAUUGAUACUUUGAUUGGCAACCUGGAACGUGAGCUCAACAAAAACAAACUGAAUCUGAGUGUUUGAGGUGCAGGGGCUGUUUUCUGUGUGAUGAUCCCAUCAAGUUUCACGCCAGUCCUUAGUCCUCUCGUGGCCUCUUUCUGGUAUUUUUUAUGUUGGAACCUUAAGUUAAUUCCUAAUAAGUUCAAGUAAAUUCAUUUACAAACACUGUUGGUUAAUAUGGUUAUUUUACUUACGAACUGGCCUGGUGCAUAAAGAUAACUUGGACUUGGGGGAUAUUUUAGUAAACCUUGCCAGCUGCAAGGAGGAAACGUGCAGGUGUUUAUAAGGGCUGGGUACAUUAUUACUCCAUCAAGGCUUUGGUGCAGUGUGAGAACUGCUCUUCUGGAAGGUGGGACAGAUGUUCACUGCAGCUGGACCGGUCGAUUUGCAGUCAGAGUCCUUGUGCAAUGUCAUUUGGUCAUACUUCAUUUGCAAGACGAAUGCUGCUAUAAAAAUUUUUAUAAAUGUAAAAUUAUACAGAUAUUAAUGUAUUUUGUAUUAACAUUCAGUCAUUAUUUAAGCUUAUGAAAAUUAAAUAUUUUUAUGAUUCUGAGAAUAUGUGUGUGUUCAUAAGUGCAUUACGUGUGUAGGGUUCAGAAUGAGGCAAGGUGCUGACUAUAGCAUUUCAUGUAUUUUGGGAAUUAUGUCACGAGGCCAGAAUUAUUAGCUUAAAAAUGUCUUAUGCAGAAAGAAUGUGUAAGUUAAAAGAUAAGUUACAUAGAAACCACUUGAAUAAAACCACACUAGAAGUAUUUGAGUAGAAAUAGCAGCCUUUCUGUUUUUGCUUCAUAGACACAGUAUCCCUGCCAAAAGUCACGUUUUAAGUUGAAUUCCUUCAGCUACAUAAGGGGUGGAGGAGACAAAUUCCUGAACUGGUGACCUAACAAAAAGUGACCCAUUCUGUGCAUUUUUGUUUCCUGUGAUGCUUUAUUUAUUUGUGGUGGUAUACUUAAAAUGUUGAGUUCAUAAUUGUCCUUGUUUCUAAAGAAGUUAUCUUGUCAG
Acomys russatus (golden spiny mouse) is the source of this 5100-nucleotide messenger RNA. RefSeq names its product synapse defective Rho GTPase homolog 2 (gene Syde2). The transcript is spliced from 7 exons. The record is from RefSeq and is a predicted model, not a curated record. Bases 115 to 4122 code for a protein of 1335 amino acids. NCBI's taxonomy places the organism in Eukaryota, Metazoa, Chordata, Mammalia, Rodentia, Muridae. Gene Ontology annotation, biological process: signal transduction.